AUGUCAGGCCUCGACAGUCCCGAAUUCAAAGCCCAAGAAGCCCACUGGCUCGACAUCGUCGCCAGCAUGAACACCGAGAUCUACGGCAGCUUCAACGGCGUCGGCGGGAGUGACGCCCACUUCAAGAUGUACGAGCGCGCCAUCAAAGGCCACCCCAAUAUCGCGAGGGAGUACCUUGAUGGGUGCGAGGCUUGGGCGAAGGCAUCCCCGGCUGAGUGCCAAGACAGGAUUGCGGAGGUCAGGAAGUUGGUGUCGGAGGCUUUGGAAGCACAGGAGGAGAGGAUCAAGAAGAGGAUGCAGGAGUUUAUGGAUACGUAUAGGGCGAUAGCUGAGGUCUGA
Messenger RNA from Morchella sextelata, 339 nucleotides. RefSeq lists its product as uncharacterized. The coding region runs from base 1 to 339 and encodes 112 amino acids. The transcript has a single exon. The record is from RefSeq and is a predicted model, not a curated record. Lineage: Eukaryota; Fungi; Ascomycota; Pezizomycetes; Pezizales; Morchellaceae.